This is a messenger RNA of Hevea brasiliensis (rubber tree), 1317 nucleotides long. Its product is annotated as ethylene-responsive transcription factor WIN1. Bases 358 to 990 code for a protein of 210 amino acids. Lineage: Eukaryota; Viridiplantae; Streptophyta; Magnoliopsida; Malpighiales; Euphorbiaceae. The transcript is spliced from 2 exons. The record is from RefSeq and is a predicted model, not a curated record. Gene Ontology annotation, molecular function: DNA-binding transcription factor activity; DNA binding. Gene Ontology annotation, biological process: regulation of DNA-templated transcription.
GUCCCAUCGGUUUCAAUGUCUUUACCUUUUAUCCUCGGAUGGAUUUUUAUGCAUGGAAUUCAUCAAAGGUAGAAAAUACAGUAGCCAGGGAAUGCCCAGCUAGCCACUAAUUGGGUAGGUAAAGGUUUAAUGUGAAAGGGCAUAAGAAAGGUUCAUAGGUAUGAGAGCUUGCCUAGUACAAACCGUUUAUUUCGCCGACAAUUAUGUACGAUUGAAUUAGCUUUACCCUUCCAUUCCUCCUCCCCUCUCUAUAUCUUCUUCUCUGAAUCUCUUUAUGUACUUCACUCUUCUCUCUGCAUUUCUGUACUUUCCUCAGUCCCAGCUAAAUCAUUCUUUCUUUCUCUCUCUCCCACCAACAUGGUGCAAUCAAAGAAGUUCAGAGGAGUCAGGCAGCGUCAUUGGGGUUCUUGGGUAUCUGAAAUUCGACACCCUUUACUGAAAAGGAGAAUCUGGCUAGGCACAUUUGAAACGGCAGAAGAGGCAGCUCGAGCUUAUGAUCAAGCUGCAAUCUUGAUGAGUGGCCGCAACGCUAAAACAAAUUUUCCAAUAUCUCAAACCCCAAACGGAGACCCAAAAUCCUCUGAACAUUCCCCAACUAGUACUAAUGCUGCUGCUCCACCCAAUGGUCUAUCUGCAAUCCUGCACGCCAAGCUUCGAAAGUGCGGCAAAGCACCAUCUCCGUCCAUGACGUGUUUGAGGCUUGAUACUGAGAACUCCCACAUUGGGGUGUGGCAAAAGCGCGCUGGACAGCGCUCUGAUUCCAACUGGGUCAUGACCGUGCAGCUUGGGAAGAGAGACAACCAAGUUUCUGAUGGUACAUUGCCAUUGGCAGAGUCAUCUGGGACGCUACCGGGUCCGGAGUUGAGAACGGAAAUGGAUGAAGAAGAAAGAAUUGCACUGCAAAUGAUAGAAGAGCUUCUCAACAGGAACUGUCCAAGCCCACCAUUGGGUGAUCAAGAUGGUGAUGAUGAUGGUAGCUUCUAUCUUUGAAUUUCUUGUGGGUUUGGUUUCUUAAUUUCAGGGGAGCAAUGUGUUUGUAUUGGUUGCAUGACACUUCCUAUUAGCUGUUGAGUUGCAGGGUCUUAGUUUGUGCACCCAAAGGGAAGAAAAAACCAUUAAAAAAAAAGGAAAUAUUGUGAAUUUCUACUUUAUUUGCAAUAUUUUGUAUUAUACAUCCAUAAAUAGAAUGGGUGGAGAGGAAAAUUGAUCAUAGUGAAGAGAAAUUAAAACCUUCUGCAUGCUCUCCAAGAAGGCUUUACCAAUUAAUUAUAAUCCUCGUUGCUGAUCAUAAAUAAUAAUUAAUGGAAUUAGUUGUGA